Helianthus annuus (common sunflower) is the source of this 2106-nucleotide messenger RNA. RefSeq names its product ATP-dependent DNA helicase RRM3-like. The transcript has 8 exons. The record is from RefSeq and is a predicted model, not a curated record. Bases 1 to 2106 code for a protein of 701 amino acids. Gene Ontology annotation, molecular function: DNA helicase activity. Lineage: Eukaryota; Viridiplantae; Streptophyta; Magnoliopsida; Asterales; Asteraceae. Gene Ontology annotation, biological process: telomere maintenance; DNA repair.
AUGUAUGAUAUACAUUAUAGAUAUCCAGUUGUUGAAGUAUUACCUUUUCAUUGUGAAGAUGGUCAGAGUAUUGUGUAUAACGAUCAUGAUAAUUUGUGUGAUAUUGUUACUGAUCCAACUGUGAAAAUGACAAUGUUUACAGAGUGGAUGAAUUGUAAUAAAGUCGAUGAAUUUGCCAGGACAUUGAGAAACAAUAAUGUUCUGGAUAUGGAGGGUGAUACACAUAGUAAUGAUUCUUCUCAUUAUGUCUUCGCAAAAGAGUGGAUAAUCUCAAGAAUUAACUGUAUUUGUAAAGGGAUUAGGAGAACCCUUGAAGAGCACUCUUGGCAAUGCGAAGAGAUUUCAAGGACGUCUAUUAUUUUGAAUUUGGUGGUUCUAAAGGAUAUAAAAACAGUUGAUGGGCAGGUUUUUCAAACAUUUAAAGAUGCAUGUUUUGCAUGGGGGCUAUUGGAUGAUGAUAAAGAAUAUGUUAAUGAUGUCAAAGAAGCUAGCACAUGGUUAACCGGAGAUUUCUUGAGGACCUUUUUUGUAAUGUUGUUGCUGUCAAAUUCGAUAUCUCGUCCUGGUGUUUUUUGGUCGGAAACGAAGUCCCUAUUAUGUGAAGACAUUCUGUAUCAGCAACGAAAGAUAACUGGUAUUGCAGAUUUGAAUCUUCAACAAGAAGAACUUGAAAAUAUCUGUCUAUCUGAAAUUGAAAAGUUGCUACUUACCAAUGGAAGUACAGUGAUAAAUUUUGAUGAUAUUCCAAGUGUUCUGGACAAUUAUGUUUCAUCAUCGAACAAUCGAUUGAUAAUGAAAGAAUUAUCGUAUGACAGACUAGCUCUUCAAAGGGAACAUGAUCGUUAUGUAAAGUAUUUAACUACCGAACAUGAAAGGAUAUAUAAAAUUGUUAUGGAAGCGAUUGAAAAAGGUGAUGGAGGUGUGUUUUUUGUAUAUGGUUAUGGUGGAACUGGAAAGACGUUUCUUUGGAAGACAUUCUCAGCUGCAUUACGAUCAAAAGGUGAGGUUGUAUUGAAUGUUGCAUCCAGUGGAAUUGCUUCACUUUUGCUGGAUGGUGGUAGAACUGCUCAUUUAAGGUUUGAUGAAGCACCUAUGACUCACAAGCAUUGUUUCGAGGCUCUUGAUAGAACAAUGAGAGACAUAUCACGUUCAAGUCAACCGAACAUGCAAUCGAAGCCGUUUGGGGGAAAGCGGCACUGUCAAGUACUAAAGCUAACUGAGAAUAUGAGAUUAAGAGUUGGUUGUCAAGAAGCAGAUUUGAAAGAAAUAAAGGAAUUUGGAGAAUGGAUUUUAAAGCUUGGUGAUGGUCUGCUUGGUGAAAAAAAUGACGGUGAGAUUGAUAUUGAAAUACCAGAUGAUUUACUUAUUCAUGACCAAGUCAAUCCUAUUUUUUCUCUCAUUUCAUUUAUAUAUCCGGACAUGAAUAAGUUUUUGUGGGAUUUAACGUAUUUCCAAAAAAGAGCGAUUCUUGCUCCAACUAAUGAAGUAGUGGAUUCAAUAAAUAAAGAGUUGUUAGAGAGUCUGCCUGGUGAAGAAAAGGUUUAUUUUAGUUCAGAUAGUUUAUGCCAAUUGGAGGAAGAAUCAGAGCUUAAUAUGGCAUUGUUUCCUCCUGAUGUGUUAAACAAUCUUCGUUUAUCUGGUUUACCUAACCAUAAAUUAGUACUGAAACAUGGUGCUCCGGUGAUGUUACUCAGAAACAUUGCUCAGGCAAAUGGAUUGUGUAAAGGUACACGUUUACAAAUCACGAAGCUCGGAAAAGUUGUGAUUGAAGCAAAAAUUAUCACAUGGACUAAUAUAGGUCAUCAUACUUUGAUUUCAAGACUGAAGAUGACACCUUCAGAUAAAAGAAUACCAGUGAAGAUUUCUCGAAGACAAUUCCCACUUUCACUGUGUUUUGCUAUGACAAUAAAUAAAAGUCAAGGACAAUCAUUGGAGCGUGUUGGUUUAUAUCUUCCACGUCCAGUGUUUAGUCAUGGCAAGCUCUAUGUUGCUGUAUCUAGAGUAAAAAGUAGGAAGGGGUUGAAAAUUUUGAUUUGUGAUAAAGAGAAACGAGUUUGUACAACCACUACUAAUGUGGUUUACAAAGAAGUUUUACAAAAUCUAUGA